AUGAUAACAUGUGGCGUAUGCCCUGGUUCAAAAUGUAUUUCUAGAGCAGCAUUGGGACUACCUCCUGCUAGUACAGCAGUAGCCAAAACAUCCUCUGGAAGUGGAGCAUUGAUUGGUGGUAUCGUGGGCGGUAUAUUUGGUGGUGGAUUGCUUUUAUGUGGACUGGGUUAUUUAGUUAUUCGUCACAGAAGGAAGAACAAGAGCAGUUUGCCACUCGCAUUUAGAUCACCUGAUAAACUUCAUCGACUUGAAAGAACUUCACCUAUGGAUGAAGAAAUGUUGGAGAGAAAUAAUAGCACUCGACAAGUGAUGUCUGGUGUUAUACCUGUCACGUUUAUACCACCUUCUAGACCUGAAUCAACUGCAACCAUACCGGAAGCUGAAACGCCUGAAGCUCGAUAUGGUAGCUUCUCAACAUUUGCUAAUCAUCAAGAGAAUGAUCCAUUUAGUGAUCGACCUAUAUCCAAUGCUCAUAGUAUCAUGACAACGACGACACAUACUUGUAGUCGACGUGGAUCGAUGGAAUCCACGAUGAGUCAUCAGCAAACAGCAACCGUUGUCCAGGCAACACAAAUCACAAGAGCCAAACCCCAAAUUAUGCGUGUAAAUACCAUCAGACCACAAAAUAGUAUAACACGUAGUGGUUCACUUAAAUCAAUUAAACCUGAAAAAUAUGAAGUUGUGCCAAAGGCAACCAUUGAAGAAAAUCCUUUUGAUGAUCGAAAUAAAGUAGAACCACUACCCGAAAGAAGACAGGUAACGGAUAGUGUCGUAUCCGCUCCUGGUGACGGAGAAAUUACAAUCUUUUGGAAUGGUUCGUAA
Molecule: messenger RNA, 822 nt
Organism: Mucor mucedo
Lineage: Eukaryota; Fungi; Mucoromycota; Mucoromycetes; Mucorales; Mucoraceae
Exons: 1
Coding region: 1-822 (273 amino acids)
Source: RefSeq, a predicted model, not a curated record